UUCACCCAUUGGCCGCUUCACUUCCUGCACGCGCGCUGGAGAAGCGCAAUCAGGUCGCUUGUUGUUGCCGUGUGCGCGUGCGUGCUGACGGAGCCGGUGCGCCGGUAAUCUCAGUGCUGUACCAUGGAGCUGCAGGGCAGCCCUGAGACGGAUCCCGAUGAUCUCUCCAGAUACCAUCCCGGUUCCGUCCCACAGGAGCUGCAGGCCAGAAAGAAAGAACAAGAGAAGCUGUCGGGGGUGGUGAAAAGCGUCCACCGGAAACUCCGCAAGAAAUACAUUGAAGUGGGAGAUUUCGAGAAAAUAUGGCGUGAGCACUGCGAAGAUGAACAGACCCUCAGUGAAUACGCCACAGCCAUGAAGAACCUGGCCGACAACCACUGGGCGAGCAAAUGUGAGGGAGAGGGACGCAUCGAGUGGUGUCGAAGUGUUUGUCAGGAGUACUUCCAGGAUGGAGGAAUGCGGCGAGCUUUGGAGAAGGAUGAAAAAAGCGCCAGGCAUGCGGCAGCUGGAAAUAACACAUCUGUGAACAAUCUACCGCAAUUCUCUAAUCCAAGCUCAUCGUUCCAGAUUGGAAGGAUACGACUUUUGGAUGUGGGCAGCUGUUUCAACCCUUUUCUGAAGUUUGACGAGUUUCUUACUGUCGGUAUCGACAUUGUACCAGCAGUAGAGAGCGUCUUCAAAUGCGACUUUCUCAACCUGCAGCUGCAGCAGCCUUUGCAGCUGGCCAGCGACGCACUAGAUACCUUUCUGCAGCAGUUGCGCGGCCCCAUCGAAGCUCUGCCCGCCCAGCUUUUUCACGUGGUGGUCUUCUCCCUGCUUUUGUCCUACUUCCCUUCACCCUAUCAGCGCUGGCUCUGCUGCAAGAAAGCGCAUGAACUUUUGGCCCUGAACGGCCUCCUGCUCAUCAUCACCCCCGACUCGUCCCACCAGGGCCGCCACGCGCUCAUGAUGCGCAGCUGGCGAGUCGCAGUCGAGUCGCUGGGCUUCAAGCGCUACAAGUACAUCAAAUUCUCCCACAUGCAUCUCAUCGCUUUCCGCAAGGUCUCGUCCACCACCAGCAGUGACCUGGUCAGUCGCAACUACCCCGAGAUGCUUUACAUCCCUCAGGACUUUCAUACGUUAGAUGAGGAGGGAUUUACAGAUUCGUACGAGUCUCCACGCUCUGAAUUCGAAGACGACCAGUUAGCAUGGAGCUUUGCGGAAUUACCAGACACGCCGUACGAUUCGGAUUCGGGUGAAAGCCAAAGCAGCUCGGCGCCGUUUCAUGAGCUGGAAGACUCCAUAUUGUUGCACAGCUGAACUUGUUUAACAUUAAAUACCCUACUGUCGCUGCCAAAUUGUACCGCUGCAUUUGUGUACUUCACCCCUUUCAAAGCAGCAAAUAAGUUUGCACAGAGUGAAUGAGGACAUGGUGAUUUUUAAAAUAUCGUUCUAAACACAAACGCACUAUUCGACAUUUCAAAACGUUUCGCAAUAGAGGCAAUGCGGUUUUCGAACAGAAACAGCUGUGUGAUCUCAGGUUGAAGAAGAUUUUGCUCAUUCAAUUCGGCUGUUUUCUCAUACAUUACAACAGUCAGCUAAAUAAGAAUUGAGGAAUUUCGAACAACUCCUAAGGCGUAAUUGUUGUUAGUCAAAAUGCGCAUUGCAUUGAGGUUGCAUUGAGGCUUACUAAGAGCUGCUGUCUUAGUUCUUCGAUUGCAAUUCUACUGGACAGUUUGGAUAAAGACUUCAUCCAAACAUUUUCCAGAAAUCGCCUUUAAUGAUUAUAUUUGUAGCAUUUUAAGUGUCUGCAGAACUUAAAUACGUUGUGUUUGGUUUGGUAAUGUGACAGUGUAACUGUGAAUGUGGAUUUCUAGCUUGGUUCGAACAUGGUACGACUCACGCAAAGUAGUCUUAGUUUUCGAGAACAAACUAUCUUACAGGUGAUCGAUUGGAUGCAUGCUUUUAUUUUCUUUGUGUUGUUUCCAAUUUUGUGAUCAAAAGGCUUGAAAGUAGCUUUGAGUGACGAUCUGCCUAUGUUUUCAAUUUAUCACUGCUAUAACCAAUAAUAGUAGACUCCUAUCAGAUUGCUUGUCAGUAGUAUGUAUUAUAGAGCAGGUUAGAUUUCUCUGCAUUUUACCAAAAUGUGACUUUAUUAAGUAGAAGGAUUGUUUACUCUUGACUGUUUACUCUUAAAACCUUCGGUUGAUCUAAGUCUUACUUUCUGUGUAGUUUACAGUGUAACUGGUGUGUAGCCUAUUGAUUUUCUUCAAUUCGUUAUUUUAGCUUUCCAUUUCAAAGUAAAGCAUUUCAAGGUACUGUGGUUAAAAAGUACUCCACCAAAUAUUUCAAUAGCAGUUUUACGGAUGUACAAUCAUAACUCGCGUAUGGAGCUGCAGAACUUAAAGGGACAGUUUACCCAAAAAUUAAAAUUCUGUCAUUUAUUCACCUUCAAGUUGUUUCAAACUUGUAUACAUUUCUUUGUUCUGCUCAAUUUAAAAUAUUUUGUAGCCAAGCAGAUUUGGGGCACCACUGACUUCCAUAUUAUUUUUUUCUUCAAUGGAAGUCAAUGGUGCCCCAGAUCUAUUCAGCUACCUACCAUCAUUUUUUUUUAAAUAUCUUCAUUUGUGUUCACUAAAAUGUAUACAGGUUUGGAACAACUUGAGGAUGAGUAUUUUCAUUUUUCAAACUAUUCCUUUAAGGCUUUUUAAUUCACUCCAGGUUCUUAUAAACACUAUAUUAAGUGUCCAAGCACAUAUUUGCACGUGUUCGAUAACACCCUCUAUAGGAAUGGCAAGAUAUUGAUACUUAACAUCAGCAGAAGCACUUCAACAGAAUCAGCAAUAUAUUAAUAGUUACAAAAGGUCAAUAAAAUCCUAAAUUACCAUAACCUGACAGUUUUAUUAACUAAUAACUAAUAUAAGGCACUGUUUUUAUUAACGUGGAUGCUGAACUGUAAAUCUAAAUGAGAGGAUACUGUGAUGGUUUCUUAACUCCUGAAAACUCAUGCAAGAUGUUUUUUGCGUUAGGGUUGUGAUGAUGUUACUAUGUUUGACUUCGGUGGUUAAGCACUUUAAAGGUGUUUUAGGGGUGCCAAAAAUAUGGAUGGAUUUGAUAGAACAGCAGAAGAGAUUUUUUUCAGGAUGUCUCAAGGUGCCUUUAAACCCAAAUUGUAUUUUUGCAUUUGUGAUGGUAAAGACUGAUUUCAAGAACCGGCUACUGAUUGUCAUUUGAAAAUGAGUUAUUAAAAGUUCCCAAAAUACACAGUUAAAUACCUUUAGCAAAUAAACCAGCUCUCAUCUCAAUACUAGAAACUGCCCUGUAAUGAUUAUAUUAGCAAUAGUAUUUAAAAGCUCUGUAUUCAAUUUAUAAAAAGAGUUUUAAAACCACAAAAAAAAAGAAAGAAAAAAGCUUUGUAUUGUACUGUGUACUUGUGGUGGUGUGUUCAAACAUUUACAUAUCAAACGCCUUUGUCUUCCUUGGGUUUUAAUCCACAGUUUGCAUGAUUGAUUUUCUCUAUCAGUGUUAUGAUGUUGAAUCCCACAGAACUGGACUGUUUGUGAGAAUGAUUUCCAUUCAUUUUACAAAUAAAGGUUUGUUGCCUUA
This is a messenger RNA of Misgurnus anguillicaudatus (oriental weatherfish), 3585 nucleotides long. RefSeq names its product S-adenosylmethionine sensor upstream of mTORC1 (gene samtor). NCBI's taxonomy places the organism in Eukaryota, Metazoa, Chordata, Actinopteri, Cypriniformes, Cobitidae. The record is from RefSeq and is a predicted model, not a curated record. Gene Ontology annotation, biological process: negative regulation of TORC1 signaling.